CAAAAUGUAAAUAAAAGAUUUAUUAUAUUAAAUUAUAUGCGUUUUAUUUUUUCUAUUUUAUUAAUUCAAAAAUUUAAAGAAAGUCUCCAUUUCUAUAUAAAUUAUAAAAAAAUAAAUAUCUUAACUAAGGAAAACUUAUAUUAUUUAUUUUUUAUUAAUAAGAUAAUAGACCGCUUUUAUAAUAUUAAGAUUUUUAUUAAAAUUAAUAUAUAA
Molecule: messenger RNA, 213 nt
Organism: Aspergillus ibericus CBS 121593
Lineage: Eukaryota; Fungi; Ascomycota; Eurotiomycetes; Eurotiales; Aspergillaceae
Exons: 1
Source: RefSeq, a predicted model, not a curated record